ACUGCCAAAAAAAAAAUAAAAAAAAUAAAUAAAUAAAAAGAAUAGAUGGAUGAGUUUUUGAAGAAGAAAUCAGUGAUAACAUUCUUAACAAUACUAUUUGUGGUUACUUGUUGCUCCGGCGUUCAAAAAGCCGAGGCAAGAAUCAGACGCUACAAAUGGGAGGUUAAGUACGAGCUCAAGUCCCCCGAUUGUUACAAGAAGCUCACAAUCACUAUCAACGGUAGAUCUCCAGGGCCGAGCAUCGUCGCUCGGGAAGGAGAUACAAUCGUGGUUGAGCUCAAAAACAGUUUGUUCACUGAAAAUGUUGCAAUCCAUUGGCAUGGUAUUAGACAGAUUGAUACACCAUGGAUGGAUGGAACAGAAGGGGUAACACAAUGCCCAAUUUUGCCUGCUGACACAUUUGUGUACAAGUUUGUAGUGGACAGGCCUGGAACAUAUUUAUAUCAUGCACAUUACGGCAUGCAAAGAGAGGCUGGUUUGUAUGGAUCGAUUAGAGUAUUGCUCAAUGAAGGAGAGUCAGAGCCAUUCCAAUACGACUAUGAUCGAAGCAUAAUUCUCAAUGAUUGGUAUCACAAGAGCACCCAUGAACUAUCUCUUGGCCUCUCUUCAAUUCCCUUUGCAUGGGUUAAUGAGCCUCAAUCAAUCUUGAUCCAUGGGAGAGGAAAAUUCAAUUGCAACACCGUGGGGACCACAACAAAUCUAUGUAAUACCUCCAACCCGGAAUGUGCACCUUACGCAAUAACGGUUGUACCGGGCAAGACCUACCGUCUCCGGAUCGGCAGCUUGACGGCGCUCUCCGCUCUGAGCUUCGAAAUCGAAGGCCACAACAUGACCGUGGUGGAAGCCGACGGUCAUAACGUCGAUCCAUUCGUCGUCAAAAACCUAUUCAUCUACUCAGGAGAGACCUACUCUGUUCUGGUCACUGCUGACCAGGAUCCUUCUAGAAACUACUGGGCCAGCGCCAAAGUUGUCAGCCGAAAUAGCAGCACGCCAAAUGGCCUUGCUAUCUUCAACUACUACCCCAACCACCCGCGGCGGGACCCACCCACUGUCCCGCCGCCGGGGCCGCACUGGGAUGACGUGGCUCCCAGACUGGCCCAAAGCUACGCCAUCAGGGCGCGGCCAGGGUACAUCCAUCCACCACCCCUGAAGUCCGACCGUACCAUCGUGAUGCUAAACACGCAAAACGAGGUAGGCGGAUACAGGCGGUGGUCGGUCAACAAUGUGUCGUUCAACCUGCCCCACACGCCGUACCUCAUAGCCUACAAGCACAACCUCCUCCACGCCUUCGACCAGCGGCAGCCGCCGGACGGCUACGACUUCGUCAGGUACAACAUCUCCGCUCCCCCUCCGAAUCCCAAUGCCACCAUCAGCAACGCCACGUAUAGACUAGAGUUCAACACCACAAUCGAUGUUGUUUUGCAAAACGCUAACACGAUGAACGUUAACAAUAGCGAGACGCACCCGUGGCAUCUGCAUGGGCACGAUUUUUGGGUGUUGGGAUAUGGCGUGGGGAAGUUUGAUGUGGGUAAGGAUAGCGAGGAAUUCAAUUUGGUGGAUCCCAUCAUGAAGAACACGGUGGCCGUGCACCCGUUUGGGUGGACGGCGUUGAGGUUCCGGGCGAAUAAUCCGGGCGUGUGGGCAUUCCAUUGCCAUAUUGAGUCGCAUUUCUUCAUGGGAAUGGGAGUGGUUUUCGAAGAAGGGGUUGAGAGAGUUGGGGAGUUGCCCUCUUCUAUCAUGGGAUGCGGUGAUACUAAAGGCUUUUACACACCGUAAAAUUAUAUUACAUCCGUUUGCGAUAGAUAUACUCCCUCCGUCCACCAUUAGGAGUCCUUGGGCGGCACGAGUUUUAAGAAAUGUUAAGAAAAGUGGGUGGAAAAAA
Messenger RNA from Salvia hispanica, 1882 nucleotides. Its product is annotated as L-ascorbate oxidase. Gene Ontology annotation, molecular function: oxidoreductase activity; copper ion binding. The record is from RefSeq and is a predicted model, not a curated record. NCBI's taxonomy places the organism in Eukaryota, Viridiplantae, Streptophyta, Magnoliopsida, Lamiales, Lamiaceae. Gene Ontology annotation, cellular component: extracellular region.